UUUUGACAUUAGUGUUUUAAAUAAUUUCACUUUUAUUGUUUAGUCAUCUUACUUUGAUAAAAGAAGUUUCCUGUUUUGUCUAGAAUAUUUUGUCACAAUUAUUACGUACUUUAAAUAGUGGCAUUAUACCUUAUUGGCAUUUAGUUUCAAAAUGGAAUUUCCACACCUCGGUCAACACUGCAACGAAUCCACCUGUAAUCGCUUAGAUUUCCUGCCAUUUAAAUGUGAUUCGUGUACUAAAGUGUUUUGUUCAACGCAUUUCAAUUAUGAUAACCACUCGUGUACGGGUCCACGUCGUAAAGAUAUGCAAGUGCCCAUUUGUCCACUGUGUGGUGAACCAGUACCCACAGCGCCAGGUGUCGAACCUGACAUAACAGUGGGUCGCCAUAUUGAUCAACAGUGCAAGUCGGAUACAAAGAAAAUUUAUACAAACCGUUGUAGCUAUAAAAACUGCAAAAAGAAGGAGCUUAUUCCAGUUACGUGUAGAGAAUGUAAAAAGAAUUAUUGUUUGCGUCAUCGACAUACUGCCGAUCACGAAUGUAAUAGGGCAGCUGCUGGAAAUGUAGAUCAACGUGCUUUAGCAGCUACUGCUGCCGAAUAUCGUCGUACCAACAAGCCAACUUCACUGUUCAACGCACAGCCAAAACGUAAUGUAGUACCCACAGGCACACAAGUGCAAAAUAUUCAAGGAAAUAUGUCUGAGGAUGAAGCGCUGGCACGCGCACUCGCGUUAUCGAUUAUGGAAUUGGAUGAAAGUGCGGAUCGCGAACGACGCAAUCAAGCUGCUGGCAACUCUUCUGUACAAGCUAAUCCUACAGUACGUGUUGGCGGUCGUGAUGGACAAACAACAAAUGUCAAGGAUAAAUGUUUACUUUCGUAGUGCGGAUAAAACGAAUUGUUAGAAUUUUAGAUGUUUAAUAGGCUAUAUGAGAUUUGAUUUUUUUUAAUCUAAAGUUAAUAUUUAUGUUUUUUUUUUUGCGAUAUUGAAUGAAUGAAUUAUUAUAUUUGUAAUAUAUUGCGAGGUGUCAAUGCGCAUUUGCAUUUAAUAUAUGAAAUAUUCAAUAAUUUCCAACACGUUUUGUAUGGUAUUGUACAUGCAUCUUUAAUGUAUGUAUAUAAAUAGGUAUUUGUAUUGAGUAUGUAUGCCUAUUUCAUUCUAUUUUGUAAUUAUGCUUAAAGUAGUCGAGUUAAAUUUAGCAUACUAUAAUAGACUAUAACAGUGAUGACGCAUUAUCAGUUUUAGCGAGUCAUUGUUGUAAUUGACUUAAUACGAAUUGUAGUUGUUCGGUUUAAAUAAAAUAGACGCUUAUAAAUGAAAAAAAA
Messenger RNA from Zeugodacus cucurbitae (melon fly), 1323 nucleotides. Its product is annotated as AN1-type zinc finger protein 2A. Gene Ontology annotation, cellular component: cytoplasm; endoplasmic reticulum. Gene Ontology annotation, biological process: proteasome-mediated ubiquitin-dependent protein catabolic process; protein targeting to ER. The coding region runs from base 152 to 880 and encodes 242 amino acids. The record is from RefSeq and is a predicted model, not a curated record. The transcript is spliced from 3 exons. Lineage: Eukaryota; Metazoa; Arthropoda; Insecta; Diptera; Tephritidae. Gene Ontology annotation, molecular function: zinc ion binding.